CCAGCCCGUAUCUCUGAGCGAUGCGGUCCUGCAGCGGCCUCUAGCGCCUGGGAGGGGAAUGGGGGCGAAGGAAAUAUAGCCCAGGCUCAUCACGUCCCCUUUGCUUCCUCAGUGCAUGGCUAUUUGGUAUUGUGAACGAUAAGGCCCAGCAGCCACGGGGCGAAGGACAUGAUCUUAAACACCCACGUCCUGCUCUGAGUAACCUCAAACAAUCCCAUGACACAUUCUCUGGGAGCACCACUCAGAGCAUGUCCCCACUCCAGCAGCAGGUACAGAGAGACAAGAUCAAUCAGCCAAUGGCAGAGGUGGGAAGAGAGCACGCGUGACUAAGAUGCUCUAGGGACUUUGGGGAUGAAAACUGCUAUACUAAUGUCCAUAGUCAGGCUUUCAAGUAACCAUGGACAAGAGAGGGGCUAUAGCAGAAAUUGAAAAUGGUGACACUUUACUUGACUUGAACAGAAUAACAGUAAAAUCUCAUCGUUACACAAAAGAAGAACUCUUGGAUAUUAAAGAGCGUCCCCACUCUAAACAGAGGCCUUCAUGUCUUUCUGAAAAAUAUGACAGUGAUGGAGUUUGGGACCCUGAGAAAUGGCAUGCAUCUCUGUACCCAAGUUCAGGGCGAACCUCACCAGUGGAAGGGUUCAAAAAAGACUUGGAUUCAGAUCGGACUUCUCUCAUGCGCAGGAUAGUUGAUCCUAGGGAGCGGGUGAAAGAAGAUGAUUUGGAUGUAGUCCUAAGUCCCCAAAGGCGGAGUUUUGGAGGAGGCUGCCAUGUGACUGCAGCUGUUAGCUCACGUCGAGCAGGGAGCCCUUUGGAGAAGGAGAAUGAUGGUGUUCGUGUUAUUGGUGGACGUAGGAUUGGAAGUGGGAGAAUCAUGUCUGCCCGCAACUUUGAUAAAGACCACCGGGGUGGUGAAAAGGACAUACGUGAUUCUAGAGAUGCAAGGGACAGAGAUCGUGAGAGGGACUACAAAGACAAGCGUUUCAGGAGGGAAUUUGGGGAUAGUAAACGUGUCUUUGGGGAACGUAGAAGAAAUGAUUCCUACACUGAGGAAGAGCCAGAGUGGUUCUCUGCUGGACCCACAAGUCAGUCUGAAACCAUUGAGCUCACUGGCUUUGAUGAUAAAAUAUUAGAGGAAGAUCAUAAAGGACGAAAACGAACAAGACGACGCACAACCUCUCUGAAGGAAGGACUAGAAUGCAAUGGUGGAGUGGCAGAAGAGGAUGAAGUGCAGUCUGUCCUUGCCCAUGAAACUGCAGCAGAUCAAGAAGUUCCCAGGGAAGCUGUUCUACAAGAACCAGCUCCAGGAGAGUUUGACUUCAAUGAAUUCUUUAACCUGGAUAAGAGUGUUCCUGGUUUGGCUUCGGUGAGUGACGUUUUAGGCCAGAUGAUAGAGGAUGUGCUGGGGGAAGGUUCGAUGUCUUCUAGCAGGUUCAGUAGGUGGUUCUCUAAUCCUAGUCGUUCUGGAAGUCACUCUAGCAGCCUGAGAUCCACACCACAUGAAGAACUGGAGAGGCUAGCAGGUCUAGAGCAAGCUAUUCUCUCCCCUGGCCAGAACUCUGGAAACUACUUUGCUCCCAUUCCACUGGAAGACCAUUCUGAAAACAAAGUGGACAUCCUUGAGAUGCUACAGAAAGCCAAAGUGGACUUAAAACCUCUCCUCUCAAGUCUUUCAGCCAACAAGGAAAAGCUUAGAGAGAGCACACAUUCAGGAGUUGUACUUUCAGUGGAAGAAGUAGAAGCUGGGCUAAAAGGUCUGAAAAUGGACCAGGAGGGGAAAAUUGCUACUCCAUUCAUGGCACAGCAGAUGGAGGAAGCACUGAAUGUGGCUGGCUCCAGACAGCUCAAGAAAGAUGGAGAUAUGUCUGCAUUUAAUAAACUAGUCAGCAGCAUGAAGGCAAGUGGGACUCUACCAUCACAGCCCAAGGUCAAUCAAAGCCUUGAAAGCCACUUGCUGUCUCCUCCUGAGAUCCCAGGCCAACCUCUCCCAAAGAACAUUUUGCAGGAACUUCUUGGUCCACCCAUUGCCAGACCUGCUUCAUCCAAUGUUCUUAGUGGCUUGAUAGGUGGCUUGGAACCUGCAGCAUCUUUGCUGAGCCAAAGAGCACCUUCCCCUCCAAUUUCACAGGUGUUUCCAACUCGGGCUGCUUCUGCAGACUACCUCCGUCAUAGGAUCCCCUCACCAAUUGGUUUUGGACCAAGUUCUCAGCAAUUGCUCAGUGAUCCAUUUCAGGGGAUGCGGAAGUCAAUGAGUCCAGUUGCUGCACAGAUGAGUCCACUGGAGAUGCAGCAAGCUGCCUUAGAGGGACUAGCUCUACCACAUGAUUUAGCCAUGCAUGCAGCAAAUUUCUACCAACCAGGUUUUGGCAAACCACAAAUGGACAAAAGCAGAGAUGGCUUCAGGAACAGGCAGCAGCGAGUGACUAAGUCUCCGGCACCAGGCCACAGAGGGAAUGCAUCUUCUCCAUCCCCUGCUGCAUCCAUCACUAGUAUGCUCUCUCCUUCCUUCACACCUACCUCAGUGAUUCGUAAGAUGUAUGAAAGCAAAGAAAAAAAUAAGGAGGAGCCAGUUUCUGGGAAAAUGAGAGUCAAUGAUAGUAAAGAUGAAGGUCAAAGGACACACGAAGAUAACUUACUAUCAGCUGGCUUGGUGGAGAAUGCAGACCAAGAUACUUCACCAGCUAUAGGUUCCAAACUAGCUGCAUUGCAACGUUCUGCAUGUUCUACACCGCUUUCUCUGCCAAACCGUUGCACCAAAGAACAAGACUACAGGCCUAAAUCAACUGGCAGAAAGACUCCUACAACAGCCUCCCCUGUACCAGGGUCUCCCUUCCUUCGUCCUGUUCACCAGGUACCCCUUGUACCAAUUGUACGACCUACUCAUCAACUCCAUCCAGGAUUGGUCCAGAGGAUGCUGGCACACGGGAUGCAUCCACAACAUCUUCCUCUGCUGCAAGCAGGUAUGAUUCCUCCAGGGGUGGACUUGUCUCACAUACAGGGAAUAUCUACUCCCAUCCUGGGCCAGCCUUUUUAUCCAUUACCAACAGCUGGCCAUCACCUCUUAAACCCACGCUCUGGGACACCUCUGCAGCUAGCAAUGAUGCAACAGCAACUACAGCGAUCAGUUCUCCAUUCUCCAGCCUCUGGAGCACAGGGAUCUGCUGUUGGUGUGCAAACCACCCCUCAGAAUGUACCAUCUCGGACUGGACUGCCUCAUGGACACUCACAGCUUGACCAUCGCACCAGCCAGAGAAGUGGUUCUCCUAUUGGCCUUGCAAAAUGGUUUGGUUCAGAUGUUUUGCAGCAGCCCCUCCCUUCCAUGCCAUCCAAAGUCAUCAGUGUAGAUGAACUGGAAUAUCGGCAGUGAGCAGUGACCUCUAGGAGGAUGGGUAGCUGUUUCUUUAGACUGGAAAAAGAGUCCUGAUAGUAUACAUUGUGCUUCACCUGUUUGUUUUGGGGCUUUUAUUUUUAGCACUGUGUGUGCAGAACUUCGAGACUAAAGCACAUGGCACCUGUCCUGGUCUCCAUGUCUGGGUCAAGACUGAAGGAUCCAUAUGGCUUGGACUAUGAAGCCUGAAGACAUUUAGAUGCAAUACAAAGCCAGUUUAAUCCUGGAAAUGUCUAUUUUUUUUUUUUGUAAAAUAUGUGAAUGAAGUGCUGACCUCCUCUGGUGUAGCGGGAGCAGCUAAGGAUUCCUCCUGCAGAAAAUUAAAUGUAUAGACCCUUGUGUACAAACUUGUGUAUAAACAAUCUUUUGUAUAUAUACCUAGGAUAGCUUUUUUGAACCUAUACAGCUGUACAUAAGAGUAGCUGAUAAGUUUGAGCUUUAGUUGUGCCUAUGGUUUGGAUGGCUCCAUUGUACAUGUGGGACUUAUUUGUUUAAGAUUAAAGUUGCAAAUGCCAAGUGUGCGAGUGAACAAGAUAAAGCUGAUUUCUUCUUGCCGUUUCUCACGUCUCCCUCAGAGCACAUUUCUCCUUGUCUUAUGUAAUGUGCAGAUUCAGUGUAGCUAAAGUUAAAGUAAAAGCCCACAACUGGCUCCUUGUACAACAAAUGUCUGAUUCCUUGUGGUUUUUCCAUCAAAGGUGGGAAUAGUUGAGUUUCUUGAAACUCUUUCAAAGAUGAGAUGUGGUGCAGUGAUCCAAAAGGGUCAGUCCUUUAGUCUGCAGUCCAAGACUCUGCACACUGCUCCAUAUUUAAGGUAAAUGCAUCCUGUAUUGGUUGUCAUAGUGCUCACAGCAGGGUUGGCUCUGGUCCUCUUGUUUAGCUGCAUUGUUUUAAUUUGGAUCUUCUAAAGUUAAAGGUCAACUUGAGCCUUUAACAUUCUUACCCUUCUUCAGACCCUCAAUUCUGUACAUUAGCCAUAGCAUGGAACAAGGUACUAUAGCUAUCUCCAGUUCUACUUGUAGAGGGGAGUCCCAGCACCCUGUCCCAAUCUAGCAUGCAUCUAUUGAUGCAGUUACUGUGAAAUCUGGCUGGUUUUUUUUUCUUGUGUUUUUGAGGGGUGAGGCUGUUCUGUGAGCCUAUUGUGUAUAUUUGUUUUAAAAAUAUGGCUUUUUUUAAAGCCUGUGCUGAUUAUUUUUUUUCUGAACAGCUAGUGUGUGUUCCUUCCAUCUUUCUACUGCAUGGUUCCUGCAUUCACUCUCACUUGGAGUCUAGUACUAAUGUCUUACCUGCUUUUCAGAUGAUGUACUCUUUAUUUUAAAGAUGAAAGCAAACUCCAAAUUCUCACCAGGAUUUGCUCUUCCUUGAAUGCAAAACCAGCAGCAGAAAAUCACUUGACUGAACUAUAAAUAGCCAACAAGCUGUAGGAAGUUUUCAGAUAAGUAGAGACUUUUGUGCAGAAAGAACAGGUGCACAUCUUUAAUGUUGAAUCCAUUAGGAUCACCAAUAUUUAGUAUAAAGUCUCUCCCUGGUGGUUACUCAUACUUAAGGUCAAUGAUGUAAAACAUAAAAUCACAGCUCAUCUUUGUAAAACUUUUCAUAACUUUUUAACUUGACACUUCCCAAUAGCAUUCUGUAAAUAAAGUUAAUUCUACCAGC
This is a messenger RNA of Mauremys mutica (yellowpond turtle), 5041 nucleotides long. It is a transcript of the gene EIF4ENIF1, whose product is annotated as eukaryotic translation initiation factor 4E nuclear import factor 1. Gene Ontology annotation, biological process: negative regulation of translation. Bases 398 to 3367 code for a protein of 989 amino acids. The transcript is spliced from 20 exons. Gene Ontology annotation, molecular function: mRNA binding. The record is from RefSeq and is a predicted model, not a curated record. Lineage: Eukaryota; Metazoa; Chordata; Testudines; Geoemydidae. Gene Ontology annotation, cellular component: cytoplasm; nucleus.